Molecule: messenger RNA, 1815 nt
Organism: Talaromyces proteolyticus
Lineage: Eukaryota; Fungi; Ascomycota; Eurotiomycetes; Eurotiales; Trichocomaceae
Product: cytochrome P450
Exons: 7
Coding region: 1-1623 (540 amino acids)
Molecular function (GO): oxidoreductase activity, acting on paired donors, with incorporation or reduction of molecular oxygen; heme binding; iron ion binding
Source: RefSeq, a predicted model, not a curated record
AUGGCAGUCAUCCUAAUCGACGCCUUUCACUAUCUAGGCCAUGAGGCUGCCAAACGACCAAUUUUUUUGCUCAUCUCAUCGGUACUUCUAGGUGGCCUAUACUUCAUCUAUCUUGACUUUCUAAAAACCUGGCUCAAGAGGCCAUCCCAUUUUUCUCAAAGGAGUCUUCUGGCUCGAUUCACAACCCCAAAAUUUGACGCUCCAUUGGUUGAACUAAAGCCUGGUGAGACAUACCGUGAAGUACUGGCGCGCGGGUCAGCCACAUAUCCCGACAGACCCUACAAGAUUAAGCAUUUUCCGGAUGAAAUCAUUAUUCUUCCUAGUAAAUGUGUGGAUGACAUCAAAACCAAUGCCCAGUCGACCCUCAGUUUCCAAGAGAGCUCGUACGACUUCUUUAUUGGGGAAUUCACUGGUAUCACUGGCCAUGAGCAGGCAACAGCAACCUUAAUCCGUCGAGAUGUUGGACGUCUUCUGGAUCAAGUGUAUGAGAUUGUUCAAGAUGCAGCACUGAACGCCAUUCUGGAAGAAAUUGGACCAUGUGAAGGUUUGCAACUGCCGAUUUCAAAUUGCCAUUAUGCGGGCCAGUAUACUGAAAUUUUGUCCUUUUUAGAAUGGACCGAGAUAGUCUUGUUUCCAAGAAUCGUGAAGAUGAUUAUCAGAAUCUCACAGCGUGUGUUCGUUGGAGAGCGUUUAUCAAAGGAUCCGGACUGGCUGCAAGCUAUCCAGGAUUGCACCGGUGGAGCCUUCAGUUCAGUUCCUAAAUUAUGGAGAAUCCAUUGGCUAUUUCGACCAUUCGUGGCAUGGUCGCUGCCACAACUGCGGGCAAUCAGAAAACACAGAGCAAAAGCUACAACUUUGCUUCGACCGAUUCUGGAAGAGCGGUUGGAGGCCAUGAAAGAUCCAAAGUUUAAGCCACCACCAGAUUUGAUUCAGUUGGUGAUUGACGGUUCUCCGAACAACAAAGGAAACUCACUAGAUUACCAAGUCAGCGCACAGAUUGGUACUGGUCGAGCGGCGCUUUUUACAACCGCCUCAACCGUAUAUCACCUUUUAUAUGAUCUUUGCCUGCGGCCAGAAUACAUUGAGCCUCUGAGGCAAGAAGCCCUGGAGGUCGGCGAGGUCUCAAUGACCAGAGCAAAUGUGGCCAAGCUGGCAAAACUUGACUCUUUCAUAAGAGAGGCUCAGCGGUUUAAUAAGUUCAUGCUUGUUGGAACGAUUCGAAAGGUCGUUAAACCAUUGAAAAUUGCGACCGGCGAGACCCUGCCAGCUGGAGUUAUCUGUGGUCUCGACACUCAUACCAUUCAUUUCGAUAGGUCACCGCUAAAAAACCCGUAUGAGUUUGACGGUUACCGAUACUACAAUAUGCGGUCUGAACCGGGCAACGAGCAGAAGUUCCAGGCGGUAACAUCCGGACCUGACCACUUGGUUUUCGGCUACGGAACUCAAGCAUGCCCUGGCCGCUUUUUCGCAAUCCAUGAAGCGAAAGUAGUUGUGGCCCGGAUCUUACGCAAUUAUGAGUUCAAACUGAAAGAUCCGCCAAAAGAACCAUCGGUUUUGAACGGACUUGAUGGUAUUCUCAACAAGGUUGACCCAACGGUGAAGUUUGUUUUCAAGCAUCGUUAGCGAAGUAUACUCAAGUUCGAGAAGCACAACCUAUCCGAUAACAGGCAGGGAUGCUGCAAUAUGGUUUAUUAUGAACCUACCCUGUUAUACGUAUCACGCCAAUUGUUGGUAAAGCGAUAUCCACUACCGAAUGAGAAACUUCGGGGAUUCAUCUUAGAAAGUUCGUACAGGGAUGAAUGGUAGCCUCUAGAU